Gossypium arboreum is the source of this 486-nucleotide messenger RNA. RefSeq names its product ankyrin repeat-containing protein BDA1-like. The coding region runs from base 1 to 486 and encodes 161 amino acids. NCBI's taxonomy places the organism in Eukaryota, Viridiplantae, Streptophyta, Magnoliopsida, Malvales, Malvaceae. The record is from RefSeq and is a predicted model, not a curated record. The transcript has a single exon.
AUGGAUAAAGGGUUAAAGAGAGCAGCUGAAUCAGGAAACAUUGAUGCCUUAUAUGCAUUAAUCCGUGACGAUGGCAAUGUUUUCAAGCAUAUAGAUGAAAUGGAGUUCAUCGAUACGCCCUUACACAUUGCUGCGGUUUCAGGGAAGAAUGCUUUGGCAAUGGAGAUGAUGAACUUGAAGCCAUCAUUUGCUAGGGAACUGAACCAGGAUUGGUUUUCUCCGAUUCAUCUAGCCUUGCUUAACCAACAAACUGAAAUGGUGAUUGAUUUUUUAUCGGUUGAUAAAGAUCUUAUUCGUUUUAAAGGAAAGGUGGGUUUCACUGUUCUUCAUCAGGCUGCUUUGGAUGAAAAUUAUGUUCAUCUCUUGCCUCGGUUUUUGAAUAUUUGUCCCCAUUGUAUCUUUGAUUUGACCGUUGAGAGACGAACUGCUUUGCAUGUUGCUGCAGAGAACAACAAAUUUAAAGCUUUUAAGGCGAUGUUGGAAUGA